AUGGGGGACGAUACCAUAAUAUUCGAUACCUACCCUGCCUCGCUCACCCUUCAAACCACAUCCACCCUCCCCAAAAAUGAACUGACCGGUCAAGUCGAGAAGGCUUCAUCUAGAAAAGUUGAUGAACAAUCAUCAGCAUUAUCACAAGUUCCGAAUAUCCAACCAGAUACAAUUCCACUAGUUUCUGCUAGUCGUCAACCACAUCUCAGCGACAAUGGAGUUUCAUUAAGCGCGGAGGAAUCAUCUGAAGAAUUGAAGCAUGUCACAAAGCCCUUUACCUCCACAGCUAUUGAAGCAUCAGCCAACAGUUCUGAUGAUAAAAAUCCCAAAUCCCUCAAAGACCUUGUUGAGAGCUUCGAAAAGCUAAGGCUUGAACUCAUCGGCUUUUCUGAAGAACGAGUCGAGCGUAGUAUUGAGACUCGCGUCUUCGACGAGAAAAGAAUUCUCAUUGAAAAAUUUGAGAACCUUUCCGAAGUAUUUCGUGAAAUCAAUGAAAACACCAAGAAGAAUAAUGAUCUGAUUCAAAAGAUCAAUGACGAACUGGGUGCCAAUUAUCCUCUCCAGGAAUUGAGAGUAUUCUCUAUGUCUGAUACAGAUGAGCACAUCGUAAAAUUUACAGCUUCUCUAAGAGAACAAGCUACUGCUAAGAAAGAACAGCUAAGAAAGGAGUUUGAGGCCAUCAAGCUCGAAAUUUCCAUGGUCCUUGACAUCCCGACUAUGAGCACGUCUCCCCCAAGCAAUAUCAAGCCAGCCCAAAGCAAAGAUGACGCUAGCAACGUUGCACGGAUCCUCGAGGAAAAUGCUUCCCUGCAAAUCAAACUUGAUGCCGCACAAAAAGCUCAAGCCCGAGCUGAGGCAGCCCUGGAGCAAUACAAAGCCUGUCCCCCUCAAUCAAAUAGCACCACCGCCGCAGUCAAGCAAGAAUCAGAGAUAAUUGAACCCUAUCUUCCAUAUUAUAGGGUGACGGCACAAUUCUGUUCUCGUGUUCGGCACGGAUUUCAUCACUCUGGACGGCGCAUUCACCACGGCGGUGCGAUCCGUGAGAUUGAAGGCAGAGGUCCAGCAAGUAAGGAAGUGAUUGAUCUUCGUAACGAAACUUGUCAUCGAGGAGAUAUUGCCGCGGACUUUGCACUUUUCAUGGUCGAUCCCAAUCGUGCUGGCUGGAACGUUGGAGGUGAACGCUACAAUGACUUUUUGAAAUCCUAUCGCAUCACGCCGGAAGAAUGUAAAACACUCUUUCUAUUCUCCAAAGGCUAUCCACCAUCGAUUCUUCUCGAACCCCUCAACAUGCAUGCUACUAUGUAUAGGUGCUACUUCAAGACAAUUUACAACAGUAAUAGCAAAAAUGAUAAAGACUUCGAGACUUCUUUUGAAAGAAUUUUCUUGCAGUACAGACGUCUGUUGUCAACUAACGGUGUAUCUCUAUGGACUGAUCGACACAGAUCUCUGGUAAACCAUCUUAAUUCCGACAAACAAGCUAAGGCCGAUCAAAAAGCGAUGGAGGAGAUUGUUCGAGAAACCAUUGCUCAUCAGAAAGCUCAACUUGUUCGAGCCUAA
Messenger RNA from Sclerotinia sclerotiorum 1980 UF-70, 1557 nucleotides. RefSeq lists its product with no specific name. NCBI's taxonomy places the organism in Eukaryota, Fungi, Ascomycota, Leotiomycetes, Helotiales, Sclerotiniaceae. The record is from RefSeq and is a predicted model, not a curated record. The coding region runs from base 1 to 1557 and encodes 518 amino acids. The transcript has 3 exons.